Molecule: messenger RNA, 1161 nt
Organism: Rhinolophus ferrumequinum (greater horseshoe bat)
Lineage: Eukaryota; Metazoa; Chordata; Mammalia; Chiroptera; Rhinolophidae
Product: melanoma antigen preferentially expressed in tumors-like
Exons: 3
Coding region: 1-1161 (386 amino acids)
Cellular component (GO): cytoplasm
Source: RefSeq, a predicted model, not a curated record
AUGAGACAUGAGGUGACUGCAUAUCCAGAACUGCUUGUCAUGAGGAGAUCGAAGCUGAAGGUGCUGGAUUUUACCCAUGAUUUUGAGCGCUCCAACUGGGAGGAGUGCUCUGAGACCUCUCCUGUACCCUUCGUCAUCACGCACAUGCUGGAAGAGCCGGAGGCAGACCAGCUCACGCCCAGUUCCAGAGAACAGCCUCAGUGUGACCGAGAACCAGUGGAGAUACACACAGACCUUUUCUUAGAUGGUUUGUUCGGUUUCUUCCACCUGUCUGGGUUCCCCUCGUACAUAUUGCAGAGAGUCGAGAAGAGCCAUGGCUGUCUGCGGCUCUGCUGUCGGACGCUGGUCAUGAACCAAGUACCAUUCCACAGCCUCGUAGAGAUCCUGGGAGUGCUGGAGCUGGAGGCCAUUCGAGAGCUGAGGCUUCAUCACAGGAGUGGGUUUUGCUUCCAGUCAGAUCUAAUCCGGUUCUUCACCCAGGUAGGGCAGAUGAGCAACCUGGGCAACCUCAUCAUGAGCCACAUCCCCUGGGAUUUCCCUGCUGACUGUUUCUCCCUGUUGAGUCCACUGGGCCACCUCCAGAAGCUCCAUCUCAUCUUUGGCUGUCUCUCGGGCCAGCUACAUAAGAUGCUCAGCAGCCUGCAAAAACCACUGGAGACUCUGGUGAUCAAUGGAUGUAGGCUUACUGAGAAUGACAUCACCUACUUGUCCCAGAGCAUUCAUGCCGCACGCCUGAAGGAGUUGGUGCUGUGUAGCAAUAACCUGUCCGAAACAGUUCCUGGGCCCCUAGAGGUUCUGCUGGCUGAGGUGUCGGGCACCCUACAGCACCUGAACUUGAGAAGCUGCCGGUUGAAGGAAGCCCAGCUCCGAGCCCUGCUGCCUGCCCUGUGCUGCUGCUUCUGUCUCCGCUCCCUUGUCUUCUUUGACAACGUCAUCUCCACGUCAGGCAUCAUGAACGUGCUGCAGCACUUAGCGAGGCUGAAGGAGCUGAAGCGUGUGCAGUAUCCCGUCCCUGCUGAAUGUGUUGUCUACUUGGACGAAUACAGGUGGGAGAACCUCAACAGAGUGGAACUUGCCCGGGUGCACACCAAGUUGCAGGAAAUGUUGCAAGCACUACAGCGGGCUGACAUGGAGUUGACUAAUUCUACCUCAAUGGCCUGA